AUGGCGACGAAUAAAAAGAUGAAAAAAUUGGAAGACCCCGGGUCAGGCGACGGGAACGAGUCUCACUACGAUCUCGAGAUCCAAAAGACUCUUGAAGAAAUAGACGGUUGCCAAAAUCAAAUCGAUGGGCUCAACGAAAAAGCCAGCGACGAAAUCCUCGAGGUUGAGAAAAAGUACAACAAGCUACGUAAACCAUAUUUCCAAAAGCGCAACGACAUCAUCAAGAGGAUACCCAAUUUUUGGGUCAUCGCUUUUGUCAACAAUAAAAAAAUUGCUGAAAUUCUUGAAGAGGAAGAAGAAGACGCACUGAGAUAUUUGAACAAGCUAGAAGUUGAAGAAUUUGAAGACAUUAAAUCUGGAUAUAGGAUUAACUUUUAUUUUGACGAGAAUCCCUACUUUGAAAAUGAUGUAUUAACUAAGGAAUUCCAUUUAGGAUCUACAGGAGAUCCAGCUUCGCAGAGUACUGUUAUCCGCUGGAAGGAAGGAGCUGACUUGACGAAAAAGUCUAAGAACAAGAAUCAAUCCAAAGGACGUAAGAGGACACUGAGCCAUCGGUCCUUCUUUGACUGGUUCACGGAUCAUGGUGAUCCUAGUUCUGAUGAGAUUGCAGAGUUAAUUAAAGAUGAUAUGUGGCCAAACCCGUUACAGAUGGUGAAGGCGAAGAGCCAGAAUAAACAAGACGCGAGGCAACAAUUGUUACAAGUUGCUCGAGAUAUUAAAAAGUAA
Messenger RNA from Cotesia congregata, 726 nucleotides. The record is from the annotation of a GenBank genome assembly. NCBI's taxonomy places the organism in Eukaryota, Metazoa, Arthropoda, Insecta, Hymenoptera, Braconidae.